AUGUUCAGGACUGUAUUCUCAAAGUCUUAUUCCUCCUCUCGUUUGUCUUAUUCUGCCUCUCAAGCCGUAUCUCUUCAAUCUUUUGUUUUUUACAGUGGUGCACGAAGAUAUGCCUCGUCUGAGCCGCAUGCUUCCUCGUCAAGCCCACUUCCAGGCUUUCAACCGGACUCUGCACCUCGACCGGAAAGUAAACAGGCCAAUAAGGUGGACGCUAUCAGUUUGGAGAACAUGAAGGAUCGCUUCCGUGAAAUACUCGAAGGGACGGGUACUUCUUUGCGCCAACGGAUUGACAUCUACACAGCGAGUCUUGCUGUCACGUUCUCGCAACUCGGAGCUGAGAUAAACAAAGUUACGGGGUACGGCGAGAUUGAAGUACUAAAGAGAAAAGUAGCCGAGCAGGAGGCGAGAAUAGAGGCAGCCAGACAGGCGUCAAGAGAGGCCAAAGAGGCGUACGACACAGCCGUUCGUCAGAGAGCAUCUUCUCAGCGCGAGGUUAACGACUUGCUGCAGCGCAAGUCGAGCUGGUCAGACGAGGACGUUACCCGCUUCACUUCGCUUGUCCGUAAGGACCAUCUUUACGAGCAAAAGGAGGCACGAGCGAAGCAAUCCGCUACUCAAUCUGAAGAUGCCGUCGAGCGAGAGUUCAGCGAACUUAUGCGUGUCAUCCUCAAUCGUUAUCAUGAAGAGCAGGCGUGGUCGGACAAGAUUCGUAGCGCGUCAACGUAUGGCUCGCUCGCUGUGAUGGGCGCGAACUUGGCCGUAUUCAUUCUGGCCAUCGUGAUCGUGGAGCCGUGGAAACGACGGAGGCUCGCGCAAACAUUUGAAAGGAAAGUUGAGGAGAUGUCUGCGAACAACUCGGCAGUAUUAGAGAGCAAAACGGAGGAGCUUGCUAAGCGGCUCGGGGACCAGGAUCUGGUACUAUCACAACUUAUGGAGACAAUCCACUACAGCACACAUAUCCCGGAAACCGAUCAGUCGAUAAUCUCUCAAUCUGACAGUGUUGAAGAGUUUAUACCAGGUUCAAUUGAGGCUGGAGUACACACGACAAUGAACCCUGCAGUAGCGAAUUCACCUCUUGCUGCGGACAUUUGGCAAUUCGACCAAGUAUCGACAUCCCAUUUACGCCAACCCCAGCCCUCCUUGAUCUAG
Fibroporia radiculosa is the source of this 1149-nucleotide messenger RNA. RefSeq lists its product as uncharacterized. The record is from RefSeq and is a predicted model, not a curated record. Lineage: Eukaryota; Fungi; Basidiomycota; Agaricomycetes; Polyporales; Fibroporiaceae. Bases 1 to 1149 code for a protein of 382 amino acids. Gene Ontology annotation, biological process: inner mitochondrial membrane organization. Gene Ontology annotation, cellular component: mitochondrial inner membrane. The transcript is spliced from 4 exons.